Annulohypoxylon maeteangense is the source of this 1049-nucleotide messenger RNA. RefSeq lists its product as uncharacterized. Bases 117 to 761 code for a protein of 214 amino acids. The record is from RefSeq and is a predicted model, not a curated record. The transcript is spliced from 2 exons. NCBI's taxonomy places the organism in Eukaryota, Fungi, Ascomycota, Sordariomycetes, Xylariales, Hypoxylaceae.
CGAUAAACGUUGAAACCUUUACCACUUUCUGGCAUUUUCCGAACACCUGCCUCCUUAAGCGCGCACUGAGCAUCAUUUCUCCCUUUCGCGAUCCUGCGUUUUAACCGGCAUCGCCCAUGUCGCGACGUAAUUCGCGUGUAUCUGACGACAGCAGAAAAUCACGAAGUAGAGCGGCGUCGCAACAUAGCCGCAGAUCUCCGAAUUCGCAACCGCGUUCGCCGCACUCAUCCUCUUUCACUAAAUCAUCAGAUAAACUCGCAACUUCGCAAGCGCAUAAGCCCUCGCCUCUCAAGAUGGUAACCACAACCACAACUACCGCCGCCGCCACGACCACCUCACAUACUCCGGUCGAUGACUCUCUGCUUUACUAUUUGCCCGAUAUGAACGCGCAAGAAAUCGAGUUCCAGAAACGCGGUUGGUUGGAACCGAUAGUCAUAGAUGAUGACGAUCUAAUGUUCGGCGGCAAGAGCUUGAGCGCGUGGUACGAGGAGGAGAGAAAGUCGGUCAGCUUUCCUGCAGAAGAGGAGCAGCGAGGCCGCCAAAGGGUGCGACAGCAUUAUUCACACUCGCAACAACAGCAUCAGCAUCAGUAUCAUCAGCAUCACCAACAGCAACAGCAGCAACAGCAGCAGCAGCAGCAACAACAACAACACCAUCACCAUCAUCAUCAUCAUUACCAUCAUCAGCAUCAGCAUCAGCAUCAUCGUCAUCACGCAAAUCUGACUGGUACGUCGGGAGGUCACGAGCAGGGAAAACGCUAAACGGACGACGAACGAGAUUCCCAAAGGCUGGAGUACCAAACAGGCAGCCCUUUAUUUCUUUUACGAGAUACCCAAUACAGCAUUUGUAUAACCGCACUGGCGACUGUAGAAUCGUCCUUUUUUUUUUUUUUUAUCAUUUAAUUUUUUUUCCUUCACGCGCCGCAUUUAUAUAUUACAUCGAUAUGACGAACAAACACGAACUUCAUUUGCAAACGAACGCAUUAGAUAUACCGCAUUGGCAUCUCAUUGGACAACUGGAUUUUCAACAGCCUUGCAACGAUAUAACGG